This is a messenger RNA of Coccidioides immitis RS, 807 nucleotides long. RefSeq lists its product as uncharacterized. Lineage: Eukaryota; Fungi; Ascomycota; Eurotiomycetes; Onygenales; Onygenaceae. The record is from RefSeq and is a predicted model, not a curated record. Bases 1 to 807 code for a protein of 268 amino acids. The transcript has 3 exons.
AUGAUGCCUGUCGCUUUCCAGGCUGCUGUGGAGUUGCCCAGGGAAUCAUAUGAAUAUGAAACCGCAGAGAUCUGUCUCACCAUGAUCCUUCUUCUCUCAGGGGAGACCGAAGAGGCGAAAAAGUCUGGCGCUAAGCCGGCUAAGGACCGGACCCUGGCGUUGGUGUUCCCUGUUCCGGUUCGGCUGCCAACUCUAUCAGCUCCCACUUCUCGAUGCCAAGUGUCUCUGGAGGCAAGCAGGAAGGAAACAUCUCAAUGGAUUCAGACGUCACCUCUCGUGAUUAUCAAUUGGACACCGCCUGGGCAAGAACCAAGACAAAACCACUCGAAAUAUGGAGAUCUUCGGGUGUUCGAGACUCAAAGCCUUCCUCCCGGUUGCGACCGGCUGCAGUCUGUGACACUGCGAAGGAACUCCUCUCCGGGCGGCCUACCCCCCCGGGGUGGUGCUAUCCAAAAGCGGACAAAGAUCUCAAUGGCACAUUCAGCUUCUAUUUGCGUCCUGCAGCUGAAGCGGCAAGAAGCUUCGCGCACUGGUAUCCGGGGAAAGCUUAAGUGGUACGGAGGAUUGCUCCGUAAUCGCGGAGGAAACGGUGGCGCAAUUUCUUUGAACGGUGGACCGUGCAAUGGCCGGGUUGGAGGAAGCGGGAGGCCGUCCUCUGGAGGGGAAAGAGGAAGCCAUGUACUCCGUACCAGAAGAUUCUGUAGAUCGAUGUUCGUCUCAAACUUUUGCAACAAGCAAGUGACAAGAAUCCAGAAAGUCUGCACCCCGAAGCUGCGGGACAUGCGCAUACCGACAUGGUCGAAAUAA